AUGAGUUCCUGGAGUCUGCGGGACUACCGGCUCUUCCUUUGGCUGGCUUUGCCAUCCCUCGUGCUUGGACAAUCUCAUCCGGAAUGUGAUUCCCUGAUAGAAUGGAAGAAAAACGAAACGGAUUGUCUAAGGCAGAUUCACCAGCACGGCAAUGAAACUGCAGGUUGCAAGAGAAUAUGGGACCGGUUACUGUGCUGGCCUGAGACGAGUCCGGGACAAACGCUCACUUUUACCUGCCCGGGGAUUCUCCUUCACUUCACAAAGCAGCCAGGCACGAUUAAGAGAAGCUGCACAGCUCAAGGCUGGUCCGAGCCAUUUCCACCGUAUGCCAUCGCUUGCCCAAUGGAAGAUGAGGUGACUCUCAGUGAACUCUCCUACUGGUCCACCAUCAAAACCAUCUACACGGUGGGUUACAGCAUCUCUACUACCUCUCUUGCAAUGGCCAUCACAAUCCUUGUCGCGUUCAGGAGACUCCGUUGCCCGAGAAACUAUAUUCAUAUCCAGCUGUUUAUCACCUUCAUCCUGAAGGCCAUUUCUGUCUUCAUUAAGGAUGCGGUUCUCUUCCAGACUGAAAACAUGGAAGAUUGCAGCAUUUCCACAACAGAGUGCAAGAUCUCUAUGGUUUUCUGUCACUUCUUCACGAUGACCAACUUCAUGUGGCUGUUGGUGGAGGCUCUGUAUCUCAACUGCUUGCUGCUCUCGUCUUUUCCCCACGGAAGACGCUACUUCUGGUGGCUCGUUCUCUUCGGCUGGGGUGUUCCAACCUUCUUUAUAAUACUAUGGAUCUUACUUAAGGUGCAUUUUGAAGACAAUCUGUGCUGGGACGCCAACCAAGGUUCUCCUUACUGGUGGCUCAUCAAAGGACCCAUUAUCCUUUCGGUCGGGGCCUGCUUUGUUCUUUUUAUCAACAUCAUCCGCAUCCUCCUGAAAAAGCUGGACGCGAGACAAAUCAAUUUCAACAACUCCUCCCUAUACAGGCGUCUCUCUAAGUCGACGCUGCUUCUCAUCCCCUUAUUUGGAACCCACUACAUCAUUUUCAACUUUCUUCCCUAUUCCAUCGUGGGAAUCCGUCUGUACUUGGAGCUCUGUAUUGGUUCGUUCCAGGGCUUCCUUGCAGCGGUCUUAUACUGUUUCCUAAAUCAUGAGGUGCAGGCGGAAAUUUGUCGGAAAUGGCGUGGCAGCAGUUAUGGAUUUGCCGUGAUGUGGAGGAGGAGGACGACGAGGUGGACCAUGCCCUCGAGUUCUGGAAUCAAAAUGACAGCCUCUGUAUGCAAAGGAUAACCAAUAAAGAAAGGCACCCCGGAGUUCAAGGGUGUGUGGAAAUCCCCCCCGAUUCGUCAACGUGCUUUGAUGGGUGAUUCCCACACCCAUCUAAAUCUCUUCAA
Pogona vitticeps (central bearded dragon) is the source of this 1385-nucleotide messenger RNA. The record is from RefSeq and is a predicted model, not a curated record. NCBI's taxonomy places the organism in Eukaryota, Metazoa, Chordata, Lepidosauria, Squamata, Agamidae.